Molecule: messenger RNA, 450 nt
Organism: Aphanomyces invadans
Lineage: Eukaryota; Oomycota; Saprolegniomycetes; Saprolegniales; Verrucalvaceae
Exons: 4
Coding region: 1-450 (149 amino acids)
Source: RefSeq, a predicted model, not a curated record
AUGAACCUGGCACUGACACGCCAGAACGACAUAAUUUGGACAGCUACCGUCCUUUCCUUGAUGGGGUUGUUGCGCAGCAGCGAAGGCCUCCGGGACGAGCUUUUGUGGGAUAAGCUGGUGCACUGGGCCGUGUUUGGCCUCAUCUUUGUGCUUUGCGGUGGCACGUUCCUCGCGAGCCUUCAAAUCCUAAACUUCGAGCCCCAUCAACCAUGGAUUCAGUGGCUGCUUCGGUACCCCCUGUGGCUCUCUUCGCGCUGCUUUGCUGUCCAUUCGUGUGGUAACUUGGCCCAGUCCCUCUGCUGCUGCUCCCCUUCGGCAUGCCCCAUGGAAGCAUCCUUGGCUCCGCUUCUUCGCCUCAGUGAGUGCACCAAUACGUGCUCCUUGUGGAGUGAUCGUAUGUACACAAUGGCGUCGCAAGCUGCGUCCCUCGUGGCCGUGGUCGGUGCGUAG